GCCACCCUUGCAGUAUUCACUAUUCAGUUCGCACCAUCACUUCAUCAUAAUCAGGACGUAGAAGUGGUUCAUAGCAAAAAUUAAGGGUUCUUACCCACGUUUAAAUUGACAAUUUUAGAAAUUAUUAUUAUUAUUUUCAAUUUAAUAUUGUAUCAUUUUUUGUUAGUGAAUAAUUUAAAAAAAAUUGUGAAUAUAAGUUUUCCUUUUUACAUUUUUAUCUGUAAAUUUUUUCCUUAUCUUAUCCAAAGUGUUGUCGGUUUUCAUGUAAAUGGAACUUCAUCAUUGAAAUAUUAAAGUGAAAAAUUUUCAGAACGAGGAACAAAUAUUAGACGUUCUUUUAACCACAGUAGACGGUUUAAAGAUGAGCAACACGAUGGACCCGGGAAAUCAAAAUUUUUGUCUAAAAUGGAACAAUCAUAAAACAAAUAUGAUUGAUGUUUUUGAAGAAUUGAGACAAAAUGAGAACUUCACAGAUUUAACAUUUGUCUUAGAUACUGGAGAGAAAUUAAAAUGUCAUCAGAUUGUUUUAGCAGCGUGUUCGGGAUUUAUUCAAGAAAAUUGUCACAUGAUUGCACCAAUCGAUCAGUUCAUUAUUAUUCUAAGUAAAGAAACUAGAUUUAAGGACCUUGUUGCUCUAAUAACGUAUAUCUACAGAGGUGAAGUAAAUGUAACAGCAGAAGAUUUACCGGAAUUCCUGAAACUUGCAGAAGGUCUUCAGAUUAAAGGUUUAAAUGGCCUAACAGAUUCAAAAAUUGAGCCAAAUGUGCAAAUUGACGAAGAACAGCCACUACGAUUUGAGAUAACUAGUUCAUCACCAUCAACAUCAAAUAUAUCCUCAAGAAAUGAACAGAAUCAGGUGUCUCCUUCUACAUCACGAGAUAAUUUAUACAGUUCAUUGGUCACAAAUCACAAUCUAAUGCAUAAUCCUGGAUUUUGGAACCUUCCAGCAUUUCCAUUUCCACAACACGGUCUUUCUUCAUAUCAUUCACAACUUUCGGCUCUCAGUAGAUCUUAUGAACAAAGUACAUCUCCAUUAAUGAAAAAGAAAUUGUCAUCAAUGAUGGCUAAUAUGGACACUCCAAUUUUGAGAACAGUUUUAGGAAAAGGUAAUGGCUCUGAACAUGAUGCAAGACAAAAAAUUAAUACUCCUGUCAAUGAGAGUAACAGAAGAUAUAGUUCUGAUUUUUCACGAAAUGAAAGCGUCUCAAGUCCAACAGCUGACAUGGAAGAUGAAGAUAGACACAUUUCUCCUGCAAAAAAAAACAGUAAUUACAAUACUCCAGCUGCGAGAGAAUGGAAACGAUAUAAGCAAUAUACACGUGAAGAUAUUAAUAAUGCUAUAAUGGAAGUCAAACAAGGAGGUUUAAGCGCUCUGAAAGCUGCUAGAAAAUAUAAAGUACCAUCUCGUACCUUAUAUGAUAAAGUAAAAAAAUUAGGCAUUCGAACUAAUCGCAACAGAAGGAGUUCAUCAACAAACUCACAUGUGGACAAUGGCAGUGCUCAAUUUCCCUUUGGGAUUGGCGGUAAUGUAAAUGGAAGCAUUUACAGAAGCUCUUACUCCUCUCUGGAAGAACAAAGUCCUUUAAUACAUUCAAGGCAAAAAAGUCCAAGUCCCGUAAUUGAGAAUCUUAAAGAAAAUGAAAAUUUUGAUAACAUGGUUGAAGAUCUGUCCAUAAAAUCAAGAAAAGAAGCGUCCAGUGAAGAUAUAGGCGAUGUUUCUAUAAAAGAUGAAGUAAGUUCUUGAAAAUCAUAAUUGUCAAUAAGUGACAUCUUUACUGAUUCGAUUGUACUACAUUACUCACUAGUUAAUCUAAUGUUUUCUUUUUGAUAACAUUAUAGAUUUCUAAAUCAUCCCUCUACUUAUGUUUUUAAGUUGAACAGUCUAAACGUAAAAAAAUUCAACUUAAAUAAAAUGAACAUAGUUUUUAAAGAGUGUUGUAAAGACUGAUAAUGAUAUGUUUUAAUUGGAAUUGCUUUAAACUUUCACUAUAGUUUCAAAAAAUUUCAUUUUUGUUUGAGAAAUCUCUAUUUAAAACAAAGUUAAAUAAGAAACUUUUGAAAAAACCAUAUUUUACUAUUUUUAUCCAUCAUAU
Messenger RNA from Leptopilina heterotoma, 2093 nucleotides. Its product is annotated as protein tramtrack, alpha isoform-like. The coding region runs from base 362 to 1744 and encodes 460 amino acids. The transcript is spliced from 5 exons. Gene Ontology annotation, biological process: regulation of transcription by RNA polymerase II. Gene Ontology annotation, cellular component: nucleus. Gene Ontology annotation, molecular function: DNA binding; protein binding. The record is from RefSeq and is a predicted model, not a curated record. Lineage: Eukaryota; Metazoa; Arthropoda; Insecta; Hymenoptera; Figitidae.